AUGAGCAUCCGGAUGAUUGCCGAGGCUGUAAACGCCGAUAAAGAAACGGUUAGAAAAAUUUUACAUGAGGAAUUACAUAUGACAAAAGUCUGUGCGAAGUUGGUGCCAAAAAACCUGACUCCUGACCAAAAGUUCUUGCGUCAACAGGUCUGCUCAGAUUUCCUUGAAAAGUUAAAAGAAGAUCCCGGACUGAUGAAAAACAUUAUAACUUGCGACGAAACAUGGAUUUUUCAAUACGAUGUUGAAACAAAGCGACAAUCGAUGCAUUGGAAGACACCUGAAUCGCCCAGAAUCAAAAAAGCAAGGAUGUCCAAAUCAAAAUUUAAGGCAAUGUUGAUCGUUUUUUUUGACAUUAACGGUAUCGUGAUGACUGAAUGGGUUCCAGAGGGUCAGACUGUCAACCAGAUUUACUAUUUAUCAGUUUUGGCAACAUUGCGAGAAAGAAUUCGUAAGAAACGGCCCGAGUUGUGGAAGAACAACUCGUGGUUUUUGCACCAGGACAACGCACCUGCCCAUAAAUAA
This is a messenger RNA of Cinara cedri, 522 nucleotides long. The record is from the annotation of a GenBank genome assembly. NCBI's taxonomy places the organism in Eukaryota, Metazoa, Arthropoda, Insecta, Hemiptera, Aphididae.